Molecule: messenger RNA, 1269 nt
Organism: Ostertagia ostertagi
Lineage: Eukaryota; Metazoa; Nematoda; Chromadorea; Rhabditida; Trichostrongylidae
Source: the annotation of a GenBank genome assembly
AUGGCGACAUCCUUGAAAGCGCGCAAAGGGCUAGUAACGCGGCAGUUUAAUGCACUAGCCGACCUCGUGAAAAAAUAUUCGCGACUAGCAGAAGAAGUGGUCUUCCCAGGAGCAACUGACAUGACGAAGUUAAUCAAUGAAAUGAAUGCGGCGCAAGUACAUGUUCGAGCGCUGCAAGCGUCCCUUGAAAAGGCUACUCUCGCGUUCGCCGAAAUUGUUGACAGUUUGGAAAUACCACUUGGAAGUGAGGAAGAAGGAAAAGAUAUCCAGCGACGAGUACUUGAAAGAAAGGUGACAUUACCGUCAGAAGAGAGCUGGAAUCUAAAAUUACUGAUGGACUCGCUUGACACGGUCAUUCGGCAAGAGCAAGAAAUAGAACGCUACGUGCCGGCAAAGACCGAGCACAAAGCCGAAGCGAAACAGAAACCAGGCGUCACGCAAGACAUGAAGCGGACGCCCUUUUGUUUCUACUGCGAAUCGAAAGAUCACUGGUCGACAUCGUGCACGAAACUGAAACAUCCCAAUGAGAGAAUCGAUUUCCUCAAAACGACGCAUCGAUGUCUUGGAUGUGCAAGGACCACGGCCGUACAAGAAAGUAAUUUGGGACCAAGCCCAACAAUUCUAGCGGUGUCUGAAUCACCUAUGAAGACGAUACGCGAACAGAUCUUCCUGGUGACUGGUCAUGCAGUGAAACCAAAAAUCCUCGUAGGAUGCGACCAACUAUGGGAUUUCAUAAACUUUGAGGCAUCCCACUUCAACCUGCCAUCAGGAUUGACACUCAUACCAACAAAAUUCGGCUAUUCCGUCUCGGGGAGGAAAACUUCCGAAGGCACAACAUCGCCAACGCCAACAGUGGUUAAUAUGCUGCAACUGGAGGAUAAAAAUGACCAAUGGGAACAACAUUGGAACCUCCAAAUAAACGACGUUGGCCCAGACUACACCGGCCCUGGAGAAGGCAAGAAAAGGCACGAGAGGUGCACGACGACCUGCCAGACAACAGAGCUCUGGCGUAGAGAAGGCUCACAUGUAUACUGCAGAAAGACCAAGAAGGAACAAGAGAACAUUCUUCAGCAAUACGAUGACGUCUUCAAAGAGCAAAUUCGGAAAGGGAUUCUCGAGGAAGUGAAUGAAAGUGAGGAUACUUCCACGACGAAGAGACAUUAUCAACAAGUGGUGCCACUUCCAAGGAGAACGGAGAUUAGCAUUCAAAAUGUGCAUUGGCAUGCUAACGCUUUAGCUGUCAUACAUAAGUGGAGAGAACUGAGAUGA